Molecule: messenger RNA, 4670 nt
Organism: Anolis sagrei ordinatus
Lineage: Eukaryota; Metazoa; Chordata; Lepidosauria; Squamata; Anolidae
Gene: KCNH2
Product: potassium voltage-gated channel subfamily H member 2
Biological process (GO): potassium ion transmembrane transport; membrane repolarization during action potential; regulation of heart rate by cardiac conduction
Cellular component (GO): plasma membrane
Molecular function (GO): inward rectifier potassium channel activity
Source: RefSeq, a predicted model, not a curated record
CUCCUCCUCCUCCUCCUCCUCCUUCCUGGCGGGGGUGUCGCCCCUUGGGGAGGGCCCCAUGGGCUGAGAGGAUGCCGGUCCGCCGCGGGCACGUGGCCCCCCAGAACACCUUCCUCGACACCAUCAUCCGCAAGUUCGAGGGGCAGAGCCGCAAGUUCAUCAUCGCCAACGCCCGGGUGGAGAACUGCGCCAUCAUCUACUGCAACGAUGGCUUCUGCGACCUGUGCGGCUACACGAGGGCCGAGGUCAUGCAGAAGCCCUGCACCUGCGACUUCCUCUACGGCCCUUGCACCCAGCGCACCGCCGCCGCCCAGAUCGCCCAGGCCCUCAUGGGCUCCGAGGAGCGCAAGGUGGAGAUCUCCUUCUACCGCAAGGAUGGCAGCUGCUUCCUGUGCCUGGUGGACGUGGUCCCGGUGAAGAACGAGGAUGGGGCCGUCAUCAUGUUCAUCCUCAACUUCGAGGUGAUGAUGGACCGGGACCUGCUGACCAGUCCGGUCAAGAACACCAACCACUGGGUCUCUCCGGCCGCCUGGCUCCCCACAGGCCGUGGGAAGUCCUUCCGCCUGAAGCUGCCUGCGCUGCUGGCCUUGGCGGGGAGCAAGCAGUCUCUGCCGCAGGACCCGGACCCGGAGGGGGCCUCAGUGCUGGUGGCGGACUUCUCCAAGCGAAGCAGCGAGACGGUGGCGCUGGACGAGGUCACGGCCUCCCUGGACAACCACUGCCUGGGCUGCGGGGGCCCCGAGGACCAGCAGGCCCUAAUGGAGCCCCAGGAAGAGGAGGAGGAGGAGGAAGAGGAGGAGGAGGAAGACCAUGAAGCGGAGGAGGGCAGCGAUGGAGGAGGCGGCGGAGGUGGAGGUGGGGGCGGUCGGCUAGAGCCCCCCGUGACCCAUUCCUCACCCCGCACGGAGAAGGCUCGCCUCAGCCUGGAGGCUUCUUUCUCCAACUGCAGCCUGGUGCGCAGCCGAUCGCGCGAGAGCUUCUACAGCGUGCGCCGAGCCUCCUCUGUGGACGACAUCGAGGCCAUGAAGGGCGAUGGAGAGAAGGGCCGCGGGCACAGCCGCCACGCCAGCACAGGUGCCAUGAACAACGCCCGCAGCCACCUGCUCAACUCCACCUCCGACUCGGACCUCAUGCGCUACCGCGCCAUCAGCAAGAUCCCCCAGAUCACCCUCAACUUCGUGGACUUCAAGGCUGAGGCCUUCCUGACCUCUCCCUCCAACGAGAAGGAGAUCAUCGCCUCCAGCAAACUAAAGGAACGCACUCACAACGUCACCGAGAAGGUCACCCAGGUGCUGUCCCUCGGUGCGGACGUCCUCCCGGAGUACAAGCUGCAGGCGCCACGCAUCCACAAGUGGACCAUCCUGCACUACAGCCCCUUCAAGGCGGUGUGGGACUGGCUGAUCCUGCUGCUGGUCAUCUACACGGCCAUCUUCACGCCCUACUCGGCGGCCUUCCUGCUGAACGACCGGGACGAGCCGGCCAGGCGCUCCUGCGGCUACUCCUGCAGCCCGCUCAACGUGGUGGACCUCAUCGUGGACAUCAUGUUCAUCAUCGACAUCCUCAUCAACUUCCGCACCACCUACGUCAACACCAACGAGGAGGUGGUCAGCCACCCGGGGAAGAUCGCCAUCCACUACUUCAAGGGCUGGUUCCUCAUUGACAUGGUGGCCGCCAUCCCCUUCGACCUCCUCAUCUUCGGGUCCGGAUCUGAGGAGACCACCACACUAAUCGGCCUGCUGAAGACGGCACGGCUGCUACGGCUGGUGCGGGUAGCGCGCAAGCUGGACCGCUACUCGGAGUACGGGGCGGCGGUGCUCUUCCUGCUGAUGUGUACUUUUGCGCUGAUAGCGCACUGGCUGGCCUGCAUCUGGUACGCCAUUGGCAACAUGGAGGGCAAGGCCAUCGGCUGGCUGCACUCGCUGGGCAGCCAGAUUGGGAAGCCCUUCAAUGAGUCCACGCCACACCAGGGCCCCACCAUCAAGGACAAGUACAUCACCGCCCUCUACUUCACCUUCAGCAGCCUCACCAGUGUGGGCUUCGGCAACGUCUCCCCCAACACCAACCCCGAGAAGAUCUUCUCCAUCUGCGUCAUGCUCAUCGGAUCGCUCAUGUAUGCCAGCAUCUUUGGGAAUGUCUCGGCCAUCAUCCAGCGGCUCUACUCCGGCACGGCCCGCUACCACACCCAGAUGCUGCGGGUGCGAGAGUUCAUCCGCUUCCACCAGAUCCCCAACCCGCUGCGCCAACGCCUGGAGGAAUACUUCCAGCACGCCUGGUCCUACACCAAUGGCAUCGACAUGAACGCCGUGCUGAAGGGCUUCCCGGAGUGCCUCCAGGCGGACAUCUGCCUGCACCUGAACCGCACCCUCCUGCAGAACUGCCGGCCCUUCAAGGGGGCCACCAAGGGCUGCCUGCGGGCGCUGGCCAUGAAGUUCAAGACCACCCACGCACCCCCCGGGGACACCCUGGUCCACGCCGGAGACGUCCUCACCGCCCUCUACUUCAUCUCCCGGGGCUCCAUCGAGAUCCUGCGCGGAGACGUGGUGGUGGCCAUUCUUGGAAAGAACGACAUCUUUGGGGAGCCCCUCAACCUCUAUGCGCGGCCGGGGAAGUCCAACGCGGACGUGAGGGCCCUGACCUACUGCGACCUGCACAAGAUCCACCGGGAAGACCUGCUGGAGGUGCUGGACAUGUAUCCUGAGUUCUCCGACCACUUCUGGUCCAACCUGGAGAUCACUUUCAAUCUGCGAGACACCAAUAUGAUCCCAGGUUCGCCCAGCAGCGAGGAAAUGAAUGGCGGCUUCAACCGCCUGCGGCGCCGCAAGCUCUCCUUCCGCCGGAGGACUGAGAAAGACGAGGAAAAGACCAAUGAGGGCAAGCCUCCGAAGGCGCUGCUGCUGGGCCAGAACUGCCAGGGGGUCCCUUGUGGGGCCCCCAAGUGGGAGCCCUGCCUGAGUAGCUCCCUGGCCUCCAGCCCCCCCUCCAGUGAUGAGGGGGAAGGGGAGGAAGAGAGUGCCCCCCGCCCCUCCAACGCCGACCUCUCACCCUUUGGCCCCCCUGCGACCCCCAGCGGGCAGCCCCCCUCCCCUGCACCCCCAGCGGAGCACAAGCGAAGCGGAGAGGCCUGCAACCCGCUCUCAGGGGCCUUUUCGGGGGUCUCCAACAUCUUCAGCUUCUGGGGGGAGGGCCGGGGGGGCCGCCAGUACCAGGAGCUGCCCCGCUGCCCGGUCCCCCCACCCGCGCCCCCCACCGCCCUCAACAUCCCUUUGGCCGGAAACAGCCCCCCUGCCCUCCUCGGAGGACCCCCCCACCGGCACCGCUCCGAGCUGGAGGGACGCCUGGACCUGCUCCAGAAGCAGAUCAACAGACUGGAGAGCCGCCUGACCGCGGAUGUGUCGGCCAUCCUGCAGCUGCUGCAACGCCAGGCGGUCCUGGUGCCCCCCGCCUACAGCACAGUCUCAUCUCCACCCCCGCUGCUCCCCUUGGCCCCCGAGGAGCGGCCCCCGACAGCCGGACCCCCACAGGGCCCCCACCUGCCCCCCACUCAGGUCCCGGACUUCCUGCCUGGGCGCCUGGACCCCUCUGCGCUGCCCCCCUGCAGCAGCCAGGACAGUGAUGUUGUGCUGCUGGUGGAACCCCCCCUGGCCCCCCGGCGCCUCUCCCUCCCGGGCCAGCUCCCCCAGGCCGUCCCCCCUCCCUCCUCCUCCUCCUCCUCCUCCUCCUUGGCGGCGGACUUGCACAGACACUGCUCCUCCUCGGACCCCGGCAGCUAAUGCCCCGCUGAGCCUGGCCCCUCGUUGGGGGCGCUCUGGGAGAGAGCCUCUGCCGGCCCCUCUUGGCCCGCCACCUUGUGGGAAGGGUCCCUUCGAGAAGGAAGAGGAGGGCCGCUCCGGCCAUGGCGGAUGAGUGGACUCGAGGGCCGGCCGUUGCCCGCUCGCUCACUCGCUCGGCUGUUGGCUGGCCCGACAGGGGCGGGAAGGGCGUUUGGCCGCCUUGGAGAGCCCUCCGGCCGGCGGACUGGACAGAGAGACCGCUGCUCAUGGACAGACAGGCCGCCUGCCUGCAGGGAGAGCGGUCAUCGUGACGCAUAGCAAAUAAUAAUAAUAAUAAUAAUAAUAAGGUUCCAAUAUGGGUUAGAGUCCCCUUGUGACCCCAGACAUAUCACCCGAGGCCAAAGGGAUCAUUGUUAUUAUUAUCCCGUCUGUGACCCCAAUGCUCCAGACUGGGAGGGGGGGCAUUUUAGAUGGGGAGGGGGGGUCUCCAAUUGUGACCCUGUGUGUUCCCUUGUCUAUGUGUGUGUUGAGGGCGGGGGGGGGGGGUGGUAAUAGAGAUGCCCCUUUGUCUGUGCCCUGGGACAGGUCUGAGCAUAUAUCCCUCUGAAGGGAUAUCUUCUGGAUGGUACGUCUCCCCCUCCCCGUCCCCCUCCCCAAAUUGACCUGCCAUUUCAAGAGACUGUCGUGCCCCUCAAUUGCAGAGGCUGAAGGAGCGGGACCUUUUAUGGGGUCGCUUGAGACCCCCUUUUCCAUGCAGCCACAAUUUGGGUGGGGGGCAUCAAGCCCAGGCCAUGCUCCACCACUGAUGUCUGGAUGCACGUGACAACCCCCCCACCCCGCCCCCGCAUGCUGUACUCUCAGCAUUAGCAAGCAAUGCCUAAUAAUAAACCUGAAGUUGGA